AUGACCAUCGCUACAAAUUUGUGUAUCUUGCACUUCAGUAUUCCGGACAGGGUAUACUCUACUGCCUCUACUCAAGACUCACCUUCCAUAGGAACGGUUGCAAAAAAUGGCACACAUGAAUGGACAUGCCAGCUCUCGAUCUUAGAAGAUAAAUCCACAGUCCGAGCAUCGCUUGCGCCCCUCACUCAUUCGGAAGCGAAGCGUACUGAGUUUCAACACUGCUGUAGUCUUCAAGUAGCCGCUCCUGAUGAGCUUCAUCCUGAUCCACGUCAUGUCCUACUGAGUCUGCGCAUUAAGAGCGACGACAUCUUUAAAGGAAUUGAAUUAUUUGUAUAUUCUUUGUUCUGCAAUAAGCUUGUGGGAAGAAACUGUAAUUUAACCGAUCCUGAAAUAGUUCAUUUGGAACGUAAGGAUGUCUGGUUGGACCAAAACUAUGAGUUCUACAUAAUCCUAUCUUCCUUUCCACUCAAGCUCCUAGGCCCACACAAUGCUGGCCACUGGACACACAGUUUAGCGUCCUCUGAAUUCGACCCCAUCGCUCGAAAUAUUGACCCUUUAGUAGAGAUGAUGACUCAGUUUGAAAAUCAUACAUCAACCUCGGAUGUCGAGUUCCGUUUCAUUUCUAAAGCUGGGCUAGUUCUCGACCGCAAGCGAGCACAUCACGCUGUUUUAUCCAUAUAUCCAUCACUUUCAGCGAAGCUGACACUUGCUCAGCACAAUCCCCACCAACGGCCUGCUACGACUGUCCUGACGGCACCUAUUAGCACAUGGGCCGUGUUUGAGAAGUUGAUAGGAUUCAUUUACUCUGGAAGAUUACCCUCAGAUGGAUAUGUACCUCGGAGUGAUCAAUGGAGGGUUACAUUUGAUCUGGGCAAGGAGUAUGGGUUAAACAAGUGCCCCAGCUCUACGCCUUGGGUGGAAUGGCACCUUAAUGAGCUCCAGCAAGUGAUCACAGACGAAAACGUACUUGAAGUGUACUUUGGAUGGGGAUUUGAGCAUCCCCCGGUUACUCAGAUGUGCGUGCACCAUGUGGUAGAGCGAUCACAGGUACGCUUCCAAGGGCUAGACCUAGGCUCGCAUGUAAUGAGGCUGCUCAAGAGCCAGUAUCGAGGCUGGCGUGGUUGCUAUGAAUUUGAGGAAGCCCUAGUGGUACUGACAAUGAAGAUGUAUGCUGACCAGCAGCAACACCAAAAGCAUGAUAGCUAUUUGAAGCAAUUGAUGGCUUAA
Molecule: messenger RNA, 1227 nt
Organism: Lobosporangium transversale
Lineage: Eukaryota; Fungi; Mortierellomycota; Mortierellomycetes; Mortierellales; Mortierellaceae
Exons: 2
Coding region: 1-1227 (408 amino acids)
Source: RefSeq, a predicted model, not a curated record